Molecule: messenger RNA, 4299 nt
Organism: Fusarium coffeatum
Lineage: Eukaryota; Fungi; Ascomycota; Sordariomycetes; Hypocreales; Nectriaceae
Exons: 4
Coding region: 1-4299 (1432 amino acids)
Biological process (GO): autophagy of peroxisome; reticulophagy; positive regulation of protein phosphorylation
Cellular component (GO): phagophore assembly site membrane; Atg1/ULK1 kinase complex; extrinsic component of membrane
Molecular function (GO): molecular adaptor activity; protein kinase binding
Source: RefSeq, a predicted model, not a curated record
AUGGCUCUCCAGGUGUUGAUAGCCCAUACGGGCCUGCGGCUGGAAGUCGAUACCGCACAGUUCUCCAUCCUCGAUGAUCUCAAAACUUGGGUUUCUAAGAAAACCUCCAUCCCACCACAACAUAUUGUCGCCUUGACCCCUCAUGGUCGAACCGUAAAGUUGACGAACUUACAUACAGAGAAAGAGAUCUUUGUCUACGAUAUACGAAUAAGCUCUCCAGGCAAUGCAAACCUCAUCAGUCCAGUGCCGUUGCCGAAGCGAUACACCAUUCCAAAUGCGCCGAAUACGAUCGACGAUGUGCAGUCAAUAGUGUCAUGGCAAGAACUAUACAAGGAGCGCCGAAACUGGGCAAUGCAUCUUGUGGAAGACUGUGGGCAGAUGAGCUCGACCACGUUGGCACGAUACAGCGAAAUAGAUGUUAUUAUCAAGUGUCUUGACGCUGCUGUUGCGAACCUCGAAAUCAGCAUCAAACAAAUCGAGCCAAAGUACAACGACCUCAAGAAAUGGGUAACGCCCGCACUGGAAGAGCAUGGGAACCUCGUCGAAAAAUGGGAACAGUAUCUAGAUCUCGCCAAGAACACACCAGUAUCGCCCUCCAUGGUCAAAUUCAUGACUAGACGGGACAUCAAGAAACCAAAGCCGACUCUAGAGGAUCUCAUCGAACUUGAUACAGCAAAGAAGGCGGGCAAACUAGCGCCAACUGCCCAUCGAAGAUUCAGUGACAAGGCGAAUCAGCUUAGCAACACGGCGGCCCAGAUGUAUCAGAGUUUGGAGUCGCUAAUCGCUGAUUUCGAGAAACUAAUGAGCCGUUCUGCCCUCAGCCAUAGCACAGACUCGGCGCAGCUCCUAGAUGACAUCGAAGCAGUAGUGAAGCAAAUAGAUUCCGACUAUCGAGCAGCACUAGCAUACGGCAACACGCAACGAGAUGUGGCGCAAGCGUCUAAGACGGCUUCAGUGCAUACUGAGCAUCUGGUACCGACAUUAAAGAAGCGAGUGAAAGAGAUGGAAGAGUUGCUACAUUAUGGAACGGAUGCGCGCAACUCCAUUGCCUCCGAGUCAGCCAAGUUCAUGCGCUACGUUACAGAUAUAACGUCCCUACACAGCAACGUCAAAGGCCAGAUCAACGUACUGAACCAAUCCGAGGACGACAUGACGACAUUCGAUUACCUCCGUCUCAUUCACCAACUGCCCUAUAUGUAUGCAGCUUUUGUUGCAGAAGCAGUCCGACGCCGUCAAUGGGUUGAUAAAGUCAAGACGGACUCUUCUACUCUUGCAAACGAAAUGGCUUUGUUCCAGGACGAGGAAUCCAAGAGACGGCGCAAGUGGCAGAAAAUGAUUGGCAGCAUGUACGGCCCAGAUUUAGACACGAACGUUAUAGGCUUAGAAGUCAACCUGCUCGGAGAAGACACACCUUGGCCAGCCCUUGCCAAAGAAGACUUGACGGAUUUCAUGCAAAUACUGCAAGAGCAGCCCGUUGACCAGAGUAUCUUGGACGAUAUAGUAAAGCUUGUACAGGAGCUUGAUAACCCAACAAAGCAGCAAUCCAAACGACUAAAGGCUUUCAAAAACGGGAGCAUACAUGAGGCUGCACUCGGUAGGAGUGGACUUUUGAUCCGAGGGGAUGACGAUCUGCUGCAAUCUCUACAAGAUGAUAAGGGCAAAUUGGAGAAUAAACUCAAGACAGCCGAAAGCCGAGUUCGUCGUUUGGAGGACUUACUUCACCGACAGAGUCAGGCUAACCGCUCCGGAAAUCUCUUUCAACCCCAAGGCACCCAGCAACGCGAGAGGGGAAAUUCCGGGUCAUCUAUUAGGUCGAGUCGAUUUGACGAUCGCAGACGAUCUUCCGAGGGUAUCGACCCUUUGAUGCGACGUAUCACUCAACUUGAAAACGAGCUACGAGAGGAGAAACAGCGAUCUACCCAGCUACAGCAAGAACUCACGACACAGUCGAAUGAUCAUGAGAACGUCAAAGGUCAGCACGAAGACUUGAAGGCCCAGCAUGAAGAUUUGAAAGGUCAGAUGACGGAAAUUAACACUACCAAACAAGAUCUUCUCGAGAACAUGGAGGCCCUCGAGCGCGAGUUUGUCGAAGAGCGCAAAAAUCUAGAGAUUGAGAUCAAAACACUCAGAGCUCGUUUGGAAGAUACUGAAGACGAAAUCGAGCAGUUCGACGAAUCAAGACAGCACGAAAAAGCGGGAUUGGUCGUAAGGGUGGAAGAGUUGGAAACCGAGCUGGAACAAGUUAACAAGCAGCGGCAAGACGACGCACUUAAAGCACAGGGCCAGAUUGAUUUCCUACGCAAAGAAACCAGAAUUCAAAGGGAGCAACAAGAGGCCCUCGAGCAACAAGUGCAGUCUGCACAGGAAGAGGUUCAGAGUAUCUCGAAAAAGCUGGGUCAUGCCGAGGAGGCUCUUGACGACCAUUGGCAAGCUUUGACAAAGCUCUUCACAGAGCUUUCUCCGGACGCUUCAAUUCCAGACAGUUUUGUAGACAUGUCAGACUUACUGCUUACGCAAGCCGGGACUUUGAUUGAGAAAUCUCGAAGCUCAGAAGCAGAUAUUGAUUUGCUAAAAACCCAGGUCGAGCACUUUACCUCAACCAUUUCAGAGCUUCGAGAACAGCUUUCCGGCAAGGAUGCUAAGAUCUCCGAAGAUGAAAUGGCCACCGUUCAUCUCCGCGAAAACUUGGCUGAGGAGAAAGCCAAGGUUUCCGCCCUCGAACAAGAGCUCGCCGAUGGUAGAGAGCAGCUCACAGAAUUGUGCGCUAAGCUCAGCGAUGGCGAAACUGGCCCCGAAGCUUUGCAGACAAGAUUAGAGGACGAGGAGAAGAAGGUCAUGACUUUGACCGAAGAGGUGGCAUCCAAGCAAUCUCAAGUCGGCAGUCUGGAGGAAGAGCUCCGGAUGUUCCAGGAGAAGGUCGAAUCACUCCAAGGCAAGAUAACACACAUGACCAGCCACUAUGAGCAUCGAGACGAGAAAACGAAGGAUCUCACACAGCGUCUUUACUCUCAGAACGAUCGCAUGUGUCGAUUACUAGAGCGUGUGGGAUUUGCUGUCACCAGAAAGGACGGAGAGAUGACUGUUACCAAGAUCCCACGCUCGGAGAGAACCGCUCAAAACCCCAACGACUCUUCCGACCCCAACUCGUCUGUCCGAAAGUCCGGAACCCUUAGCCGUGUCUUGGGUGAUAGUGCUGAUCUAGAGCUGCUCUACUGGCUUAACAACUCGGAUGCACAGGCCGAGGAUGAGAAAUACGAAGCAUUCAUGAACAACCUCGGCAAAUUCGACAUUGAACUAUUCUCAGAAACUGUUUACCGCCGAAUCAAGGAAGUGGAACAUAUGGCUCGCAAAUGGCAAAAGGAAGCCCGGUCUUACAGGGAGAAGGCACAUAUCUUGCAGAAAGACUCGCAUGAGAAGAUUGCUUUCAAGCAUUUUAAGGAAGGAGAUCUGGCCUUGUUCCUCCCGACUCGCAACCAGCAAGCCGGCGCGUGGGCUGCCUUCAACGUCGGUUUCCCGCAUUAUUUCCUUCGCGAACAGGAUGCCCACCGUUUACGCCAUCGAGAAUGGCUUGUUGCGCGUAUUUCACGAAUUCAAGAACGAGUCGUCGACCUUUCCAAGAGCCUCCAACAGAGCAGCGAGACGGAAUCGAUCAACGAAGAGGAAAAUGACAAUCCAUUCCAGCUUUCAGAUGGUUUACGUUGGUAUCUAAUCGAUGCUCUGGAGGACAAACCUGGCGCGCCCUCAACCCCUGGAAUGGGCAAGUCAACUGUCGCGGCUAAUACCGUGGAGGCAACAGCCAACAUUCACACUCAUACUCCGGGUGGAAAGGGUAAGAGCCGGGAAAGCGUUACUAGCAUUGAAGGUAUUAACAAGACUUUGUCCAAGAGUCUUGAGAGUAGGCGCAGCAGUACCAACUCCAAAAAAGCCCUGCCGUUUCAGAUCGGAGGCACCGCUUUAUUGAAGAAUAGUGCUUUGGCCAGCGAAACCAAUUCACUCCGAGCUCAUCCCGCCGACACGCCCUCCGGCACAAGUCCAACGCAGGGAGGACUUCUUGCGGCAUCCAACGCCGGACUGGCACAGAAAGGGGUCCCCGAAGGACAGAAGAACGAGCCGGCAGAUGGCCCAGCCAGGCGACCUUCGGACGAGUCGUCGACUCAAAGUGCUGGUGCCAGAGCGGACGAGCAGCCCCGGAAUGUCGUGCAAAGAGAGGAUUCAGCCGGAAGUCCAACCAAGAGAUCGAUUGUAUGGGAUUCGCUGUGGAGUGUCGACUAUAACUACGAGAGUGGAGGCAGAAAGUAG